Molecule: messenger RNA, 3706 nt
Organism: Prunus mume (Japanese apricot)
Lineage: Eukaryota; Viridiplantae; Streptophyta; Magnoliopsida; Rosales; Rosaceae
Source: RefSeq, a predicted model, not a curated record
UCCUAUGGAUUUUAGUAAUUUGUCCUCAUUGCAAAGACUAGAUCUAGGGAAUAAUCCAAUUUGUAGCCUACCAAAUUGUAUCAAAGGAUUAGCGAGGCUCGAUAAACUCUCAUUUUCCAUGUGUACGAGUCUCAAAUCGCUUCUCAUGUUACCAAAACUAAACGAAUUGGAUAUCACCAAUUGCAUGUCAUUGGAGAAAAUAACGUAUCAAUACCCCCGUUUAGCUUGGGAAGGCCGUACCAUAUUAUGUCGCAACUACAACCUAGUUGAGUGGGAGUACAUGUACAAGUUACAACCCAUAGGAAGUGUAGAGGUAGAAACUAUCAACCUCUUGGGAUUGGGCAACUUGUUGGAAUCAAUGGCACCCAUUGGGAUGUACAUACGACACAAAAAUUUACACAAGGAGGAUCCAAUUCCCGUCCAGGGACUGUACCAACGUGGUAUAUUCAGCACAUUUUUUUGUGGGACUGAGGUUCCAGGCCAAUUCAGCCAUAAAAGCAGAGGGUCCUCAAUAUCUUUUACUGUGCCAUUACUUGAUAAUCACAGAACUCGAGGCUUGAUUGUCUUUGUUGUCUAUGUGAAUGCUGGCUAUAAUCCUGCUAUUGUCCACCACGAUUAUGUAUCACACUACGGUAUUCCAGGUGAAGGAGAAGACAUGAUAUGGUUAAGCCACUGGAAGUUUCAGGAUGAUCAGUUAGAAGGUGGUGAUGAAGUGAUUGUUUCUGUAAUUAUGAAAUCUGGGCUUCUGGUAAAGGAGUUGGGCAUCCAACUUGUGCAGGUGCAACAAGAAGAGAAUCAUAAUAUGAUGAGUAUUUCCACAGAUUCUUCUUAUGAUGAUGAACCAUGGUUUAAUAGCGAGGACUAUGAUGAAGUAUAUAAUAGCGAGGACUCUGAGGAGGUUUUCUCUCGUUUUGUAUGUCUACCUGACGAAGAAGAAGAGCAACAUGAUGAUAUCACAGUUGCAACCACCACAGGCAGCAAUAACUCAGGCGGCCUCCGUGGCUGGAAGGUGCUCGUCACCGCAGCUUGCUUCUUUCUCACCCUUACUCUCAUCACUCGGUCUUCUCCCUCACGCAGAAAGAAGCAACCGUCCACAAGCCCUGGAUGAAUUGUAUGUACAUCUCAACAGCAGACUCUGUUUUCUCUUCUUAGAAGGCAACUUUUUCAGGUAAUAAAAGGCUCUGUUUCUGCGGAUAACCAGAUCAGAAUCAUCAAAUAAUAUACUAGCAAUAUAUUUAGAUUAAUAACUGGAACAAGUAUGCUAGAGUCGUUCAUUGGACCCAAGCCCAUUCAGUUUCUGUUUACAACAAAGGGGCUUCUAAUUCUGUGAUUGGGCCAUGACCGAAAAUUAUUCCUCCACAUUGCCUGUUUCUUUAUCGGAAAGGACAAAGACUGCAUUGUUAAAAUACUAGAUGGAUGUGAUUUCUAUACAAUUGUGGUCUCAUCGAUAGAUGUUUGGUGACAAUUGAUAAAUAUGACAAGGUGCGGAUGCAUGACCUGAUUCGUGGAAUGGGAAGAGAAAUUGUUCGUCUAGAAUCAGAGGAGCCUUCGAAACGUAGUAGAGUUGGCGUCAUAAGGAUUCCUUCAAAAUCCUGGCAGAAAAGAAUGGUACAAAAGCAAUUGAAGGUCUUGUCCUCAACAUGCAUAUGCUCCCUACAAACAGUCGCAUAAACUCAAACGAUAUAGUCUUGGAAACCAAUGCAUUUGCAAGGAUGCAUGAACUAAAACUACUGCAUCUUAGUCAUUUACAACUCGAUGGAUGUUAUGCAGAAUUUUGUACAAAAUUAAGAUGGUUGUGUUGGCUUAAAUUUCGUUUGGAUUCUAUGCCAAUCGAUUUUCCUUUGGGGAGCCUGAUUGUUCUUGAAAUGCAAUAUAGCGGCUUAAGACAAGUCUUUGAAGGAACAAAAUGUCUUCCCUCGUUGAAGAUCCUUGAUCUCAGCCAUUCUCAUUCACUUACAGAAACCACCGACUUCUCAUUUUGCCCAAAUCUAGAGAAAUUGAUUCUUGUAGGUUGUGAAGGCCUGGUUGAUGUCAAUGGAUCCAUUGGGAAUCUUGAGAGUCUUGUUUACUUGAGUAUGAAGGAUUGCAAAAAUCUUAGGAUGCUUCCAGAGAAAGUGUUUAUGCUAAAAUCACUUGAAACACUUAUUAUAUCUGGUUGCACAAAUCUUAAUGAGUUAUCAAUUGAGAUGUUAAGGAACAUGGAAUCUCUGAAAGUGCUUGAGAUAGAUGAAAUCCAGAUAACUCAAUUAUGGCGAGGAAGAAGUUCAUGUAUCUGGAGUUCUUUACCAUGCUCUCUAGUAAAUUUAAGUGUUCGGGGGUGCAAUCUUUCGGAUGAUAACUUUCCCAGGGAUUUUAGUAAUCUAUCUUCAUUGCGAAGGCUAAACGUAGGGAAUAAUCCAAUUUGUAGCCUGCCAAAUUGCAUCCAAGGUUUAACAAGGCUCGAUGAACUCUCUUUUAACAAGUGUACAAGGCUCAAAUCGCUUGUGGGUUUACCAAAACUACAUAAGUUGCUAAUCCAAAAUUGCAUAUCAUUGGAAAAAAUUACAUAUCAGUACUUUCAAGGCAAAGGGCAUUGUACCCAUGUGGGUGACAACCGCAAUCUAGUUGAGUGGGAGGACAGGUUCAAGCUAGAACCCAUUGGAAGAGUUGAUGUAGAUAUGAUCAACCUUUUGGGCUUGUGCAACUUGGAAUCCAUGGCACCCAUUCGGAUGCACAAAAAAUACAGUAAUUCAAUAAAGGGUGAUCGAAGUCCUGUCCAGGGACUGUACCAACGUGGUAUAUUCAGCACAUUUUUUGGUGGGAAUGAGGUUCCAGGCCAAUUCAGCCAUAAAAGUAGAGGGUCCUCAAUAUCUUUUACUGUGCCUUUGCUUGAUAAUCACAGAAUUAAAGGCUUGAUCGUCUGUGCUAUCUAUGCGAGUUCUGGCUCUGAUUUUCCUUACGAUCAUAGGACUGGUUUUCCAGGUGUUGCUGGGCAGUCAGAAAUAAGAGCAAGGGUCUGAAGUGGUACUCUGUACCUGGACACUUUGGUAUUCCAGGUGAAGGAGAAGACAUGAUAUGGUUAAGCCACUGGAAGUUUAAGGAUGAGCACUUAGAAGGUGGCGAUCAAGUGGUGGUUUCAGUACGUAUGGCACAUUGCUUUCAGGUGAAGGAGUUGGGGAUCCAGUUUGUGCAGGUGGAACAAGAGAGUCAUAAUAUGAUGAGUACCACCAUUUAUCCUGUUGAUCCAUGUUCAAGGAUGAGUCACGCAGGAGAAUACUUGUUCAAUGAUGAAGAUACAAGAGACAAUGAAGAAGAGCAACAGGAUGAUCGCUCAAUUGCAGCCCCCACAGGCAGUAAUAACUGCAGCAGCUGCCUCCAUGGCUGGAAAGUGCUCAUCACCGCAGCUUGGAACCUCACGCUUUCUCUCUCACGCAGACAGAAGCAACAGUCAGAAAGCCGUGGCUGAAUUAUUUGUACAUCUCAACUCAACAGCUGGUUAUUUGUACAUCCAAUGUCUUCCCAAGACCUUUUCGUUUCAUAGCAUCAAAUACAUCUUCUAUUGAACCAAGUUUUUCUAACGUUCUCUCUUGAUUUUUUGUUCUAUUCAGUUACAAAAAGACUUUCACCAAUAAACGAUAUAAUGUUUACAAGGAACGGAGAGAGAUUUUAAUUGACAACUGUCAAUGUCUAUCAAGAACAUCCUCCACUUUUCUUAUAAAUGUCAAAC